This is a messenger RNA of Trichechus manatus latirostris (Florida manatee), 444 nucleotides long. RefSeq names its product adrenomedullin 2 (gene ADM2). NCBI's taxonomy places the organism in Eukaryota, Metazoa, Chordata, Mammalia, Sirenia, Trichechidae. Gene Ontology annotation, cellular component: extracellular region. The transcript is spliced from 2 exons. Gene Ontology annotation, biological process: adenylate cyclase-activating G protein-coupled receptor signaling pathway; positive regulation of heart rate; regulation of systemic arterial blood pressure. Bases 1 to 444 code for a protein of 147 amino acids. Gene Ontology annotation, molecular function: hormone activity. The record is from RefSeq and is a predicted model, not a curated record.
AUGGCGCGGCUCCUGGCAGUUACCCUCGGUUGCAUCAGCCUCCUGUACCUGCAGCUCCCUGGAGCGCUGUCCCUCGGCCUGGGGGGGCGCCCGCGUCCCUCCCGAUUCAGGGAACCCUUGGCCCGGACCUCUUCCAGAAGCCUGCGUCCCCGGCACCCCGCACCCCAGCCUGUGGUCUGGAAGCUGCACCAGGCCCCUCAGCCACAGAAGAGCACUAGUCUGGCUGCUGCCUUGAGCCAACCUCCCCAGGACCAUGGCCGAAGACACUCAGGCUCCUGGCACUCAGGACCCCGCAGACCCCGAGCCCAGCUCCUGCGGGUGGGCUGCGCGUUGGGGACCUGCCAGGUGCAGAACCUCAGCCAUCGCCUGUGGCAGCUUGUGGGGCAGGCCAGUCAGCAGGACUUGGCCCCUGUGGACCCCAGCAGCCCUCACAGCUACGGCUGA